UGUUGAGGAGCAGCAGCUGAAGGCAGGCAGCGACAGAAGGCGACGACUCCACAGUUUGACUGGCUGCUGCUCUGAGACCGGCAAAAUGCGAGGUUUAUUCUCAGUAACGCUGCUCCUGGUCCUGGUCCUGGUCCUGGUCCUGAUGGGCACCACCGAGGCCAACAAGAGAGGAAAGAGUCACAGAGCUGGGAAACAUGAGAAGUCCAGACCCGCCUCAGAGUGCUCCACUGCAGAGACUCAGUAUGGGAAAUGUGUCCCAGAGGACGGAGACUGUGGAGACGGACUGAGAGAGGCCACCUGUAAAGACCACACCGACAAGAUCCACUGCAGGAUCCCCUGCAACUGGAAGAAGGACAUCAGUGACUGUAAGUACAAGUUCGGGCCGUGGGGAUCCUGCGAUGCCUCCACCAACACCAAGAGUCGGUCAGGAACCCUGAAAAGGGCUCUGUUCAACGCCGAGUGCCAAACCACUGUCAAAGUCUCCAAACCCUGCUCCCCCAAAGUGAAGAAGACCCGAGGGGAGAAGAAGUCAAACUGAAGGAUGGACAGAUGUAAAGAUGGAGGAAGGUCUCUCCUCCUCCAGCUGAACAAUUGUCUUCCUCCUUCAUCAAACACAAAAACCGAGAGACUCCUCCGACAACGACCACCUUCACUCCUCCUCCCUUUCUGAUCUCCUGUCUUUGGAUUAAAUGAGGAAAGCUUUUCUCUAGUCGAUGAUAACACUGUGCUGUAGCUGGUAGUUUGUUUUAACAGGUAGUCCUGAAGACUGUUACUGUAGCUCUAGGUGUAUUAACAUCCAGGUGAGGUCCUGACCCGCUCUGAGACCUGAACAGUCCUGGUCUCAGACGAGUCAGAAUCCUCAUCUUUAAAUAUGUUGAUGGUCUGUGACGACAGAGUCUGAUAUAAAAUCUAUUUUUGAACUAUAGAUUAUUGACGAUGCAACAUGAGACUGUACAAAUGAACCAAUUAAAUACUGUACAUUGUU
Messenger RNA from Seriola aureovittata, 985 nucleotides. RefSeq names its product midkine b (gene mdkb). The transcript is spliced from 5 exons. The coding region runs from base 86 to 538 and encodes 150 amino acids. Gene Ontology annotation, molecular function: growth factor activity. Lineage: Eukaryota; Metazoa; Chordata; Actinopteri; Carangiformes; Carangidae. The record is from RefSeq and is a predicted model, not a curated record.